UUUCCAGGUCUCGGUCAAGCGACGGAUGUGGAUGUGCGGAUAUCCGCGCCUAGCUGGGUGGCUCGCGGAGGAUCCGCCACCCUGCGCUGCCUGCACCAAGUCCCACCGCAAUUGCUGUACAAAGUGGAAUUCUUGAGAACCGGCUCAAAGUUGCUGCAGUAUGUGAGAGAGCGCGUACCACCGUACACCAAUUACAGUUUUCCUGGAGGAAAACUUAAUAUGUCAGUGGUGACGGAGAACUCCAUUACGAUAGAUAAUUUGGACCCGACCGCCUCCGGCCUGUACUGGUGCGAGGUUUCCCUCGAGACGCCCAUUUUCACCGCCGCCUCGCCUCCACACCAGCUGACUGUCGUGUAUUCCCAAAAGCAUCCACCAAUAAUAACGUUCGGUAAGCCGGACGUCGUGAUUGGUGGGUUUAUUCGCGCCAAUUGCACGAGCGCCCCGGCAGCGCCCGCGCCGAGACUGACGUGGUAUAUAGACAAUGAAAAGGUACCCGAAGAAUCUAUAAGACAUUUUUCGUAUCGAGUAUCAAGCUCCACAAGGACCAAGGGCGGCAGCGGAUACCGACACCGGAAGCAUCAACACCGAUACAUAGCGCCAGAGUUCAACCACACGGCCAAGUACUGGGCCUUGGUGAGCGAAACCACCACCCACCCGCCGGCAAACCUUACCAAACAGAGCAAGUGCACUUUGAAGGAUGGACAGGGUGACGACAUGGCUAAGAUACGUGAGAAGCCUAGGGAACCAGCGCCUCCUCCUAUAUCUCUAUGGGUGUCCAUCGCCGAGCUCCGGACUCCCGCACAUGGCCGCUCACAGCUGACCUGCACCGCAACUAUCCCUGACGAAGUAGGACCGGGGGAAAAGUUUGCGGACAUCAAAAAACAAACAGUUACCGUGGCAGUGAAUGAGCUGAGUUUGAAAAAACCGCGCACAGAAUCCUCCGCGUCUAAAGGAACCGCGUGGAUUCUUCAGCCGUAUCUGCCUGUUCUCAUUGGAUUCGCCCUUCUUCUCCACGAGCUUCGAAUUUUACGACUUACUGCAGCAUUCAACUUCAUAUAGGUAAUAAUGAUUAUUCAUUUAGUAUUUCUGAAUACUUUGCCUUAUAUUUGAUGAUACAAUGAUAUUAUUUAUAGUAAACGCGAGAAAAUGUGAACGAUAUACAAGAUUUUGAUAACUAAUUUAAAAAAUAAUUAGAACAAAAUUUCAAGGUAAAAAUGCAUUACGUCAGAUGCAAUUCUUUGUUCAUAUAAAGCGAAAUAGCAAAAGUUUUGGUCUAAAUAUAUUUCGGGUGACCCGUUUAUUCCAAUCCUAGUUACAGUAGGUGGCAUCACAAACGCAGAAAUCGAUUUUGUAUUCCUCUCAAAUGGUAUAAAUAAACUGUAGGUGUUUGAAAGACUUCAGUGAUGUCGAAGUUACACAAUCACUAAGAAAAACGCCAUCUGUUAUAAAAAAAGUUUUUUGUGAAGGAGCUCGUUCGAGAAAGUAGUACUGCUAAACUUAUUUCAGCCGCUAAUCAGCAUUGCUGUAUUCCGAUAUGAAAAACAUGGUUGCCGGUAUAAUUACAAGAACAUUAGGAUCGACACAGGGCAAUACUUUGUAUAGGACGUAUUCCUUGCAUGAACUGUUAAAUAUUGCUCUGUUACUAGAUGAUAGUAGAAACACUUACCAUCAGGGCAUCCACUUGGUUCUUAAAUUAAUUAUUCUAUAAAAAAACAGAAAAUUAUACCUACAUCUGUCAUGAAUAUAAUACUCUCCCACUUGAAGAACGAAAAUCGGAACUUCGAAUAUAAACUUUCAUCCGAUUCGUGCUUCCGAAACGAAAACUUACUGGACGUAUUUCCGAUAAGUUAUAUCAAACGUAAUGUCCAAGCUUUUUAGGUUUAAAAUAUUAUGGUUCUUUUUUUGUUGUUAUUAGUAAAAAUUGUACAAUGCAAAAUCGUUAUCUUGACUUGGAUAGUUCGCAAUCUUCUGUUUACCAUUUUCAAUAGUAUUCAUAUUAAAUGGUAAUGUCAAAAUCCUUUUCUAUCGUGUCUAUGAACACUGAACAGUAUCUCUGUAGGUUGCUUAGUCACUUUAUCAGUAGUGAAGAAAUAAUUCAACUAUAGUCCGGCCGCUCAGAAAUUGCGUUUCUGACAUCUGUCACCUUUUUAUAUUUGUUAUUUAACUAUUUUGGCCCACAAUUAAUACGUUUAUUGUAAGUUGACAUAAUUAAUAAUUUGUUUUUAAUUUAAAUACUCGUUAAAUUAAGUUAAUAAAAGAUAUUGAAAUAUCUUAUUGACAUUUACAUGUGUCAGAAACGUAAUCACUGAGCCGCCGGACUUUAGCUAUGUGCUGCGGUUUGACCCGCAUACAUACCAUUCUUGUGGGGAUACAUGCUACUUUUAUCCCGGAAGAAUACACGGUUAGCGAAGUAUUUGUGAAAAAAAAAUUUUGCGCGAACGCGAAAGUAGCAUAAAACGUUACUAUGCAACUUUUCUACAAAAUAUACUGUGUAAAUCACAAACUAAGGGACACUCUAGAUGGAAAAAUUAAUUACGUUAAAACUAAUAAAAGUUGUGAAAAGCUUUUAUGAGAUUCCUUUUAUAUUUUCAAUUUGCUACCGUUUAUCUAGAUUCCAGGCUAUGCAGUGGCAGAAAAUUGUAAAAAUGGUAAAAAAAAAUACUUUCAGUAAAAGACCAUUAUUCCUAAUAAUAGAUAAUUAGUAUCUGUAUAUUGAUAUGUUUGUGUCAAAUUCAUGUAUAGAUGAUAUAAAUAUAAUGUAAAAAUAAAAAUAUAUUAUUAUAAUGAAAAAUCCGAAAUUUAUGAAAUAUCAUUGUGUUCGUAUUUAAGCGUUAUUAUUGGAACUAUUCGUUUAUAUAUUAUAUUCAUAUUGUUAAAUACAGAUGUAUGUUUGUAUGCUCUCAUAAUUCCGAGCUUUCUCUGUGUCAAUUACCUAUAACUCUUCACACAGCUUCUAUAACAGGGUUUUUAUCAUAAAUCAUGACCUCUGUUUCUGUUUUGGUUUUAAUUUUGAACAAAAUAUUCUCUUUCUAAAAAUAGUGCACUUUAAAAAUUUUUAACAUUUGACAAACAACACGACAAAGUUUUGUCUUUAUUAUAAAUUUAUGUCUGUCUAUAAUUAUGAUUAUUAUUUUUAACAUUUUUUUAUGAUAAUUGUUUAAUAGUUCAUAGAUGUUUCACCUGGUUUGUAUAAUCAAUUACUGUUAUUACAAACAUAUAGAAAAUCCUAUAAAUAAUAAUUAACCAAAUUUACUGAAAGCUUUAAAUGUCGUGUACCUACUUGCCCUAAGUUUGCAUUAGACUCCUAAAAUAGAAUAUAUAUUUGAUGCAGUACUCUAUGUAAAAGGAAACUGACUAUUUUGAGAAAUAUUGCAACAGCAUCGGUGUAAGAGCUUGGUCGCGUUCAAUAUUGCCUUCCUAUUGAAAAGUUUCUGAUUCCGGGGCUUUCUGGGGCGAUAGCAGUUUCAAUUUAAAAAUUCUUACAUUUAAGGCUUUGGUGGGAAACGUUAACAAUUCCAAUAGCGGGUUGCACGGAAAUAAUAUUUUUUUGUGAGAAAAUCGAAGUAAAUACACAGAGACAUAUUUUUGUCUUACCACGGUUAUUUGUAUUGAUUAAUGUCUAUUGCUAUGAAUAAAAUAAAAAAGCACAUGUAACCUAUUUAAAAAAUUAUUGUGAAGAUGAUUCGUCUUCAUCAACCCAUAUUCGGCUCACUGUUGAGCUCGAGUCUCCUCUCAGAAUGAGAGGGAUUAGGCCAAUAGUCCACCACGCUGGCCCAACGCGGAUUGGCAGACUUCACACACGCAGAGAAUUAAGAAAAUUCUCUGGUACGCAGGUUUCCUCACGAUGUUUUCCUUCACCGAUUGAGACACGUGAUAUUUAAUUUCUUAAAAUGCACACAACUGAAAAGAUGGAGGUGCAUGCCCCGGACCCAGUUCGAACCCACACACAUCCGGAAUCGGAGACAGACCAUAUCCACUGGGCUAUCACGAAUCAGUGAAGAUGAUUGAUUCAGGCAAAACAACUGAAAUAAUUUAAUUAAACUUUACAUCAACUGUUCACGAAUCGAUCAAUCAGACUCAAUAAAUCAGUAUUUAUAGAUUUUAUUGAAUUCAAAUAUAAGAGCCGUGAUAGCCUAGUGACCUUUGCUUUCAAUUCGGAGGGCGUAGGUUCAAAUCCGGUCUUAAGCAUGCACCUCUAACUUUUCAGUUAAGUGCGUCUCAAACGGCGAAGGAAAACAUCGUAAGGAAACCUGCAUAAAUGAGAAUUUUCUUACUCUAGGUGUGUGAAGUCAGCCAAUCCGCAUUGGGCCAGCGUGGUGCAAUAUUAGCUUAACCCUCUAACUCUCAUUCUGAGACUCGUGCUCAACAAUGAGCCGAACAUAGAUAAUGAUUAAAAUAAUAAUAAAACUUUGAGAAAAUUCAAUCGUAACAGAAACUAAAGUCGAUGUUAAAGUUAAAUAAUAUUUUUUUAAAUUUAAAUAACUUUGAAUUUAUAGAAAGAAAGUGUUCUGGAAUGCGGCCCGUUUUUUUAAUACCGACUAUUUGGAAUAAUAAACAUCUCUCCGAGGAUUCAGAGCUUACGAGUACAAGAAUAAGCCACAAGAAGUUAUGCUUCAUUCUCUUGCUAUAUUAAUUAAGCUUAAAAAAACAACCCCUAUAAGCCUGUAUAAAGCACCAUCUCGUAUUUCAGUUUUGCGGAAACUUUAUUUGAUAAGUUAUAAAUUGUUGUGUAUUCAAGAAAUAUUUUCGAUAUAUUAUAGUGUUAUGCUGUUAAAGCAAAUAUACUUAAUAUAGGUAUAAUUGCCGAUGCGGGGUUGACAUUUUAUUGUAAAUAAACUACAGAAUGUGUCUAUAUUUUAGAGUUAAGCCUUACCGAAAAAGAAGUUCGGUCCGAAGUUAGGUCUCUCAUAACUUAACGAUUUGUUUCUGUUAAUUGAAUUCCGAAUAUUUUUUAAUAAUUAAUUAAUUGAAAGAGUUUUUUUUUUUAAUUAUUGUGUAGCUUUUGCUAACGUAGUUAAAUAGGUUUUAAACACAUAGUCAGGGAUCCCUAGAACAUUUUGUACACCUGAUUACUAACAGGCUUAUUUUUCGUGAGUAGAGCUUCAUCGCGAUGAGACGAUCAACUUUUUUAUUUACGAAAAAUUUUGAUUCUAGUAGCUAACUGAGUUACCAGGAAAUGAAAGUUUCAGAGCAUUGGAACGAGAUAAUGUACCACGCAAUUAGUAGGAUAUUGUGGCUGUUUAGUUGUAUAACCAUUAAUUAAUAAAAAUAAAAAAAAAACUACUCUACCCACCACCCAACUUGUAUCAAUAACAAGGUUAUUAAAAGUUGUUACUAACCAUCUGGUUUUUUUUUACUGUUGCUUAAUUAAUAGUUAAACAGCUUAACAGCCACAAUGUCCUACAAAUUGCGUGGUACAUUAUCCCGUUCCGACUCUCUGAAACUUUCAUUUCCAGGUAAAUCAGUUUGCUACCAGAAUCAAGAAUUUCCGUAAAUGAAAAAGGUGAUCAUCUCAUCGAGAUGAAGUUACUCACGAAAAAUUAGCUUGUUAUCAGCCUGUACAUAAAGUUCUAGGGAUCCCUGACUAUUAUGUGUUUCUAACCCUUUCAGAAAAUACUUCAAACAUUUUUUAUGUCUAACCUGAUAUUGAAAUGCUAAUAAUAAUUUUAAUGCAGUUAGGCAUGUAUAUAGAAAAACAUUGCUGAGUAAAUUAUUACUGUACCGUAUCUAUACGUAGGUUAUAAAUGCAGGUUAUAUUGUACACUCUAUGGUAAUUAACUAUUAGUGCCUGUGGUAUAUUGCGUUCCAUUUCUAAACUCGUUACAGUUAACUUGCGGUGCGUUUUAUUCUUCCAUAAUGUUUAUUUAUGGACCACAACAUGGAAACUCUGGCCUCCGUGGCGCAGUGGUAUGCGCGGUGGAUUUACAAAACGGAGGUCCUGGGUUCGAUCCCCGGCUGGGCAGAUUGAGAUUUUCUUAAUUAGUCCAGGUCUGGCUGGUGGGAGGCUUCGGCCGGGGCUAGUUACCACCCUACCAAAGACAUACCGCCAAGCGAUUUAGCGUUCCGGUACGGUGCCGUGUAGAAAUCGAAAGGGGUGUGGAUUUUCAUCCUCCUCCUAACAAAUUAGCCCGCUUCCAUCUUAGAGUGCAGCAUCACUUACCAUCAGGUGACAUUGUAGUCAAGGGCUAAUUUGUAAAGAAUAAAAAAAAAACUAACUAAGAACUAUUUCCAGACGAAAGAUUCUAUUUGAAUUUUGUACAUUUGUGUAUGAGUAACGAUUUUAUAAACCUCCACACUUCUGUUUUGAAUGUUGAUAAUGCAACUACUAUAGUACAAUAAUUUCAAAUUUUACAAGUUAAAUUCAUCUAAUCGCUCUUAGUUUUUGCAAACACUGAUGCUAUGUGUUAUACCAUUCAUAUAAAAAUGUUUUUAAUACCAUUUAAAUCAAUCUAUAAUUGUGUGCAAGGUAUUUUUAAAUGUAAUUUACAAUAAAAAGUCAACCCCUGUAGGCCUAACAUGCGUGCUACUACAUGUCUCGUGUAGACAAAUCGACCAAUACGACAUCAGCAGGGCUAGCACGGGCAAGGGAGAAAUUUAUCCACGGGGAGAGGAUAAAACGUUUAUCCCCCACACUCGUUUUAUCCACUCACCGCGCAUGGGCACGUCGGUGGAUAUAAUAUUCCCGGUGGAUAAACGGAGGGAAAGACUUGUCAACCCAUUUGUAUAUAUCUUAUAAAUUGGCAUUAGGUAUAUUAAUAGUCCGAAAUAAACGUAAAUUUGAUAAUAUUUGGUUUUUUUGUGCAUAUUAUUUAUCUGUUUUCUGUUGGCAUUGUUUUGUUUGGUGAUUGUUUUUUGCGGUGGUUUGUAGUAGGUAUCUAUAGUAUCUAU
Molecule: messenger RNA, 6888 nt
Organism: Bicyclus anynana (squinting bush brown)
Lineage: Eukaryota; Metazoa; Arthropoda; Insecta; Lepidoptera; Nymphalidae
Exons: 6
Source: RefSeq, a predicted model, not a curated record